Molecule: messenger RNA, 411 nt
Organism: Batrachochytrium dendrobatidis JAM81
Lineage: Eukaryota; Fungi; Chytridiomycota; Chytridiomycetes; Rhizophydiales
Exons: 1
Biological process (GO): positive regulation of transcription by RNA polymerase II
Cellular component (GO): nucleus
Molecular function (GO): transcription cis-regulatory region binding; protein binding
Source: RefSeq, a predicted model, not a curated record
GCAAUCGAGUCUGGGUCUAUCGAGUUGUGCAAAACGCUAUUAAAAUUAGGUGCCAAUGUGAAUUCUCCCAAUCGAUCUGGCGAAACUCCUUUGCACUAUGCAGCAAUGCACGCUCAGCCUGCCAUAUGUGUGCUGCUGGCAGAGCACGGAGCACAUCUCUACUCCCAAACCAACGAGGGCCAAACCCCGCUUCAUCUGGCUAUCGAAACGGCCAGUUACAACACGUGUUUCAGUCUAGUCUACGAAGUUGGAGCAGAUGUCAAUGCCACUAACCGACUAGGUGAAACUCCUUUACAUCGUGCGGCCAUGUUUGCAUAUUUUGAUAUCUGUGAGCUACUGGUCAUGUGUGGGGCAUUGAUCAAUGCCAUCUCACAUGUAGGAGCUACACCUUUAGAUUUUGCCAUGGCCGAG